CCAGAAAUCUUUAGAUGGAUUGCAUCUUAUCUUAGAACUGAAGGUCUUGUAUCAGAUAGCGACACCAUAAAGGUCGAAGAAAAGUUGACCUUUUUCCUGUAUAUGCUAUCACACAACGCAUCGUAUGAGGAUCUACAUGUGGCGUUUCAGCAUAGCGCCUCAACAUUCCAUGAUUACCUCAACUAGUUUUUUUGAUGUUGUUCCCAUCCUAGCAAGUCGUUUUCUGAGGCCUCGACACAUUGACGGGCCACAUUCCAAAAUCGCAAAUGAUGACCGCUUCUUCCCAUAUUUUGAGAAUUGUUUAGGUGCCAUAGACGGGUCACAUGUUCCUGUCACUAGGUCUCCUCAACUUCAAGCUCCGUGGAGGAAUAGGAAAGGGUCACUAAGCCAGAAUGUUAUGUUUGCCUGCGAUUUUGACCUGAAUGUGACCUUCAUAUCGUGUGGAUGGGAAGGUUCCGCUACUGACGCCCGAGUACUUAGUUCGGCGCUACUCAAUUGUUUGACUGCUUUGUUGGCUCUUUUUGCAGGGAGCAUAGCUGAAGGCAAUUUUAACUUCACUUCAACCUCAACUACAUCAAGGGAGGAUCUGACGCAAGUAAUAAGUGAUGAUGAUGAACCUGAAGGAGAUACCGAGGCUGAUAUAGCUGAGAGAGAAAGUGAAGAUGAACACGAAGUUAUGGAUCCGGCUCCAAGUGCUCAGAGUAUGACUCAGGUGGAACACCAAGUGAAAGGAAAAAGGGUUGCUGCUGCAAGGAACAAGCUUGCAAAGAUACCAAAGAGGAGUUCUAAGAAGAGGAAUUCCGAUGGAAUUGUGCAAGUGAUGGAGAGGAUGGUGCAAGUGCGUGAAAAGGAAGUCACUCAAGAACAACCUCUACAGAAGUUCUCUAUUACCAGAUGCAUGGAUGCACUGAAGACAUUGGAUGGUAUGACAGGUUCUAUUAAAAUCCCUGCAUUGGAUGUCUUCAAGAUUGCCGACAAUCGUGAAAUAUUUCUCAACCUUGUUGAUGAUAAAGAUGAUAAAGAUGGCACCGCCAUGACGUGGCUCCUUGCGCAGAUAGCCAAGUUACCAUGAGGAAACAAGUUGCUUGGACUGAUUUUCUUGUGAUAUUGAAGGGAACAAGCAUGUUUUUAAGAGGACUGUCCCGGGCCGAGUUGGUGCCUUAUUCAACAUAUUGUAGUUUCAGUACUUUGCUCAGAACCAUGUGCCUAUCCACUUUGAAUUCCUCUAUUUGUUUCAUAUCUCCGAAAAAUAGAUUAUGAGAUCUGAUGCCAUGAGCUAAUUGUACCAUGGCUGUAAUACAUUUAUGUACUGGUUGCAAGAUUAUGAUCUUCUAGUGUGCUACAAAGAUUUGAUUUUUAUUUGU
Lolium rigidum is the source of this 1364-nucleotide messenger RNA. RefSeq lists its product as uncharacterized. The coding region runs from base 125 to 1072 and encodes 315 amino acids. Lineage: Eukaryota; Viridiplantae; Streptophyta; Magnoliopsida; Poales; Poaceae. The transcript has 3 exons. The record is from RefSeq and is a predicted model, not a curated record.